CUACUAGUGAGGUCCGCCUCGAGAGGAAAGCGACUCGCGAGCGGUCUAGAUGCUGCUACUACUAGUAGUACUUGAGAGGUCCGUCGUCAAGUCCGCUCCACUUAGGUUGUCGCUGUUACAGUGGUUAUUGUCGACUUAGAAUCGCGAGAUUCGUUUCUCCUUCUCCCGCCGGAUUGGGUUGGUUCGGAACUAUGGAGCGGCAGCAGCAACAGCAGCAGCGACAGUUGGCGACACCACAGCCGACUUGCCAGCGCCCGCCUUGGGCUUAGUUUGAGUCGACUAUUACGGCCAGUAUCUCCGCUCAGCGUGUCGAUUUCUGGCGAAUCGUCGGCAACAAACCUUGUCGAAAUUCUUUGGCGACGAAAUCCCCCGUGACCCUCUUACCAGUUCGUCACGACUCACCAUAGCUUCUUUAUGGCGGCAGUCGUUCCCUAUUUUUCGGCCGACCUUACGGCAGACCUAGCCGCCUCGCCAGCGCCUAGCAGCGCGGAAAUCUGCGCCUGCUCCGUCUCCGUGAUUUCCGGCUCGGGGAACGUGCUCCCUCGGCUGCCUGAUGACGUGGCGCUCCUCUGUCUCUCGCAUCUCUCGCUCUGGGACCUGCCGGCUGCGCGCUGCGUGUCGCGCAGCUGGGCGGCUGCGCUUCGCAGCCGGUCGCUUGGUCGUCUGCGACGCGCCCGUGCGAGAGAAAGCGGUUGUAAGGGUGUGGGGAAAGGUGCGGGGGGAGGGCAGCGGUUGCGCUGCUGGGGGACGAAGUCGGGGACGGGGAAGGGCAUGGGGAAGGGCAUGGGGAAGGGGACGGGGAAGGGAGUGGCGGAAGACGAGGGAGAGGGCUUUUCUCCAUCUCAGCUAUUCAACGGAAACGCAGCUUCGGUCUUGAAACACCUGUGCGAUCAUGACAACCCGUCUACAGUACUCGCGGUGUGCGUGUGCGAGGGCGAGGGUGAGGGCGAUAGCGAAGCCGACACGCGACUACAGUGGUUUACCUGUUGCCUCUGCAACUCCUCCAGCGAAUCACCAUGCGACAUGGACAGGCCAUGCGACCCCUGCGACCUGUGCCAUACCAAGGCGAUCCUGAGGUGGCGUCGCCUGCCCCCGCUUCCCGCCAGCAACCCCCACAGCAACCCCGCAUGCUAUGGCGCCGUCGCAGCCGCGAUUCCGGGAACGGGAUUCGCGAUCGUGGGAGGCGCGUUACCUUCCGCGUCGGGCAAGCCAACGCACGUCCACCACGUGUCCGUUUUUUACUGGCACUUGGGCGCGUGGUUCGUUCUCGAACCCCCGUGCUUGCUUCCUAGGCUGGAUCCAGUGGUCGUGGGCCUGGAGAAUCGCCUUGUGGUCACAGGAGGGUGUCCUGUUCCGUUUAUUCCCCACGGAGAUUCCACCAAGGCAUGUGGCAAAGGCAUGGUUCGCCCUUCAGAAACGGGGGUAAUUGAGAACGGUCCCCAUGACAGCUCACCUUCUGGAGCUGCUCUCUGCUUGCCACGUGGCAGUGUUUCUCCCAGCAGCCACUUGCGCCACCCGUUCCUCGGGGUGUGCACGAUGUGCAUGGAGAUGCCGACGGCUGGGUUCGGUGCCGACGAAUGUGACAAUAACGAGUGUUUUAGUAUCAGAUGUGGCUCUAAUAGCAGUGGCAGCAGCAGCACGAGCAGCAUGUGGAGUGGGUGUGGUUUCACCCAGGGCAGCAGCAGCAGCAGCAGCAGCAGCAGCAGCCAGUGCUACCACUUCCCUCGGCUCAACUCCCUUUCUCUUGGUGCCCGGGUGCUUGUGAGGAAGCACAUAUCGCCAUACUUUGCCGUCAACCUGUGGGGAUUCAACCGGCGUGCGGGCAGACCAGCUGGGGCUGGUAACUGGGGUGCAGGCAGAGGCAGCAAUGGCAGUGGUGACGGCACCAACAGCAGAAGCAGCACCAGCAGCAGCGAUAUGAUACCGGAAGGAUCUAUUCUGGAGCUUGAUUGUGAUAGCCCUGUGAUGUGGAGGGCAUUGGAGGAGUCUGAUGCCAUCCAUGCCAUCUGGACGAGAACACACAUGGCAGAUGUGGUUGUCGCAGAUGUGACUGAAGCGGGUGGCACUGUAGCAGAUGGGAUUGUAGCAGAUGGGAUUGUGAAGCCAGAACCAGAAAAUGAUUCAGUAGGAGCACAUGGCAGCACAGCCAGCCAGACAUCACCCACUCCACCUGUUCAUACAUCACAAGAAGCAGGCUCGCCUAUCAGAACACCAGAGCAGACAGCACCAGCCACCUACUCCGUGCUCUGCUCCCUAGACCCCAACCUCUCUCUCCUCGUCUUCAACCACCUGCAACAGAAAUGGGUCCAUGCCUUCCCACCCGCUCCUCCUCCCCCUUCCCGCCCUCCUCGUCCUCCUCGUCCUCCUCGUCCCCCCCCCCAGUUCCACUAUCCAUGUGCCAUGGGUUGCUACGGCAAUGCCUUUCAGGAGACCAGCCCUCCCGCUCCACCGUUCCGCAUGCGCGCCGCUGCGCUUGCCCCAGGCGUUGCCAGCAGCGGUGCAGCUACUGCUGCCGUGCCCGCUUCUGCUGGUUCUACGGCUGAGGUCAGUGUUGCUGUUGAUGCUGCUGCUGGUUUCCGUGCCGCUUCCAGUUCGGCUGGAUCUGGUCCCAUUCCUGCUGUCGGUGCUGCUUCCACUACUGCUUCUGCUGCUGCUGAUUUUGGAAGGCUGCAGCACCUUCUGGGUUGUGCUGGUCGCCUCUAUGCUCUCUUCCAGCCACACGAGCCACACAAGCCAGGAGCCAUGUGCGAGAUCCUUCUCCCGGACUUCCGCACUCUAUCCUCCCUCGCUGCCCUGCUUCCUCGAUCCUCCCCCUCCUCCUCAUCCUCCUCAUCCCCUUCUCCAUCACGGAACACUUCCAGGCGGCCAGCAUCUCAGGGGCAAGGCCUGGGAAGUGCAUCUGUCACAGCUGCUGCAGACUCGUGGGGGGUUGAUAGUGAUAGUGACAGUGAGAAUGAGGGAUGGGUUGAUGAGCCCAUAGGCCCUCCCAUAGCUUUGCCUAGAAACGGAAUGGUGUGUCAUGUUGUCCAACUGUAGCUUUGGCGAAGGCAUGCUCUUCCACCUCGUUGCCUACAUGAAAAACAGAGAAAACCCAAAGCACUCUUGUGGAACGACA
Closterium sp. NIES-67 is the source of this 3115-nucleotide messenger RNA. The record is from the annotation of a GenBank genome assembly. NCBI's taxonomy places the organism in Eukaryota, Viridiplantae, Streptophyta, Zygnematophyceae, Desmidiales, Closteriaceae.